Orbicella faveolata is the source of this 1144-nucleotide messenger RNA. RefSeq names its product putative skeletal organic matrix protein 2. Lineage: Eukaryota; Metazoa; Cnidaria; Anthozoa; Scleractinia; Merulinidae. The record is from RefSeq and is a predicted model, not a curated record.
CUGGCAUGUUAAGUCACGCGAGGUAUAAUAAGUGAUGAAACGGCGAGAUAAACAGGAUAUAGUGAGCCAAUGUACGUUUCAAAAUGAGGUCUGCAUUUCUCGUGGCUUCCUUAGUUUUGAACGCCUCCAUUUUGUCAGCUGCAGUCACCAAAUGUUACAAUUGUAUUGAGGCUGGAGGCAGCUGGAGUGAUUGCCAGCGCAGUCAAACCAGGAAAAAAUGCAAUGCGUUACUAGGCAACACACACUGUUACUCAGCAAGUGGGAAAUAUGACAAUGGUACGGCAAUCCUCGAUGUUGUGGCCAGGGGAUGUAUUGAUUGCUCAGAUAAAAAGAAGGCGUGCGAGAAACUGGAUCUGCUGCUAAAAGUAAUGAGCUAUAAGCUAGUAAGCUGCAACAUCGCCUGCUGUACCCAAGAUCGAUGCAACACAAUGAUUCCAACAACGCGUCAAAGUUCAACUCACCCCACCUCUAGCGGUGUACUAGCGAUGUAUUCCACGUCAGCCAAGAUUUCCUUGAGCAUGGUGCUUUUUGUCCUGACUGCAUCCCUAAGACUAGUUCUGCUAUAAAUGCAAAGCACCAACUCUUACAGUGAAAGUUGAGUUUUUGUAGUAUAUACAUAGUGAGUAAAUGGAAAUGUGUAUUUUAUCUAUGGAGGACAAUUAUGUUCUAUCAUGGAAGUAUUUUUGAGACGUUUUAGAAAAGAUGUUUAGAUCCCGAUGACCCUACCUGGAGUAGUAUGUACGACAAAAAGAACUCCGUAUUUUUCUUUCCGGGUUCUUGGCGGGUUUAUGUAAAACGCGAGCAAAAGAACAUUUUUAAAAAUGGCCACUCUCUUGAAUCAUGCAUGAAAGAUAUGAACUUCUUGAAGAGCUGAGAAUUGCUUUUGUAAUGUGGAAAGCAAUGAAGUGGUUAGUGAAAAGUUAAUUGCCAAAAGAAAUCAACUGAGGGAGGAAUUGGAAAACGAGAACUAGAAUUAAUCGUGUCAAGUGAGCACCGCCUCGUUUCCAGUCAUUCAGAUCCCGCUCGUCUCGUUUCCAUCUCUUGACAGUGGCGCCAUUCUUUCACUUCAGUACUUAUUCCUAGAGUUGAAGUCUCUGUAGGCUGUAAAAUGUUGUGAAACGGAUAUUAAAUACUGGGAAAUAUA